This is a messenger RNA of Lachancea sp. 'fantastica', 324 nucleotides long. The record is from the annotation of a GenBank genome assembly. NCBI's taxonomy places the organism in Eukaryota, Fungi, Ascomycota, Saccharomycetes, Saccharomycetales, Saccharomycetaceae.
AUGACUAAACUAUCAUGUCUUGCCGACGUGUGCAUGGUGCCGCUUGGAACUGAAACCGCUAGUGUCUCUGAUUUCGUAGCUGCAGUCGAGAGAAAAAUUCGCGAAAGCCACUUAAAAAGCACUCUGCACAGUGCCGGUACUACGAUUGAAGGACCAUGGGAUGAAGUCACCGGUCUCAUUGGUGAGCUUCAUGAGUACGCUCAUAAACUCGGUUACGUUAGGGUUCACACUGACAUUAGAAUUGGAACAAGAACUGACAAAGCUCAGACGGCCGCAGAGAAGGUGGAUACAGUACUAGAAAAGUUGAAGUCGUCGAGAGGCUAA